AUGGGCAUUUUUAAAUCCUUAGGGGGCAGCAGCUCCUCCAACCACACAUGCCCAACACUCUCCUUAUAUGAGUCCAAGACCGAUCCCAUCACCGGGUCCUGGACCUUUCACAAACUCAACCUCGUUAUCUCAGGCGCCGCCGUCGCCUUCUCGUGUCUUUCUAUCUUCAUACUCAUGGCAAACCAUGCAAUGCACCUCAGUAAGCCGAAUGAGCAGCUCAAGAUCAUGCGCAUCUGCCUCUUAAUUCCCGUAUACGGCAUACUCUGUUUCCUCUCCGUGGUCGCUCCCGAAGCAUACGUCUACCUACACCCAUGGACGGAUCUGGCACAGGCGGUGGCCCUCGGCAACUUCUUUCUCCUGCUGUGCGAAUUGGUCUCGCCCAAUGGCAACGAGCGUGAUACCUUCUUUGCAGCGCUCAAGGUGCCCGCCAAGAAAAAAAGAAGGAAUGGUGGUGCCUCCUCAGCCCAGGAUGGGUUGACCUGGUACAGGAGGAAAUGGAUCGCCAUCUUCCAGUUCACUCCUGUCUCGAUCCUCAUUGGCAUCUUUACUUGCAUCACCCAGGCGGCCAAGGUUUACUGCCUGACCAGCAAUAAGCCGUACUUUGCGCACUUGUGGUUGAACAUCAUACACUUCCUCUCUCUCUUCGUGGCCGUCAUGUCCGUCCUCCAAUUUUACAAGGCCCUCCGUAGCGAACUCUCGAGUCACAAGCCCCUCGCCAAGCUCCUCGCCUUCAAGCUCCUCGUCUUCCUCAACUUCGUCCUGCAGAUCAUCUUUAUGAUCCUCAACGGCAUCAGCCCUUCCCCUCUCGCCCCGACCUCCCAGCUCAGCUACUCUGACAUGACCGUCGGCAUCCCCAUGCUCAUCAACUGCCUCCUCAUGGUCCCCUUCAGCAUCUUCUUCCACUGGGCCUACGACGUCACGUCCUACCAUCUUUCUCAUACUCCUGCCACCGCUUUCGCCGCCACCGUCGAUAAUGACCUGGAGGAGAUGCGUCCUGUGGUGGGCAAUGCCAACCCGCCUCAGAACCGCCCGAUCCGCUACCAGGGAGGACCCUUGGGUAUCAAGGCGUGGGUCUGGGUCUGGAACCCCAUGGAGCUGAUCCAUGCCAUCGUCUUCUCGUUUACCAUGUUCUCUGAAAGCAGGAAGGCCGGAGGGUCUGGCAGGGGCGCGUAUGUCUACGAGCAGAGCCCUGGCCUGGGAGACCAGCGCACCAGUUAUGAGGGCUACGGCAGAGGAGCAUAUGGAGGAGGUGCUGGUGGAAUUGGCUAUCAUGGCUAG
Molecule: messenger RNA, 1278 nt
Organism: Cryphonectria parasitica EP155
Lineage: Eukaryota; Fungi; Ascomycota; Sordariomycetes; Diaporthales; Cryphonectriaceae
Exons: 4
Coding region: 1-1278 (425 amino acids)
Biological process (GO): transport
Molecular function (GO): transporter activity
Source: RefSeq, a predicted model, not a curated record